Molecule: messenger RNA, 2999 nt
Organism: Marchantia polymorpha subsp. ruderalis
Lineage: Eukaryota; Viridiplantae; Streptophyta; Marchantiopsida; Marchantiales; Marchantiaceae
Source: the annotation of a GenBank genome assembly
GGAGGGCGGGCAGAGGGGGCCAAGCAGCCGAACAGUGCUCUGGAAGAAGACGAGCGGAGGAGAAAGGGAAAGAGCGAUGGAGAAAGCAGUUGCUGCGCGGAGCUAGAGUGUCCGUAUCAGUAGACCGGACCAGACCAGUCCAGUGCAGCCCGGCUCCAGUCAAGACACCAUCUAAGGCACAAAAGAGACGAGAACGCACAAUCAGUUCUCCUUUCUCGCAUCUCAUCUGCAGCGGAAGCCGAACAAGUACAGGACCCGAGUCUCUUGCGAAUCCUUUGGCAGAUCGUUCACCACAUCUCUCUUAUAUUUGCCGUUGCUGCCGCGCUGCAACUGAAAUACUACUAUCUACUAUCUACAACGACCACACUGCUUCCUCUUCUUCUGCUACUGGUUCUAGCCUUCUCUUCUCCUCUCUCCUCUCGGGCGACACGACACAAGUACAAACGGGGCUGGACUCCUCACAAACUCCCAACACCAACACCAACGCACAGAAACAUCAGACAGACCCCACUCAAGCACGCAACGCCACGCAACGCGCGCACUUGCACAGAGGGAGGAAGGUCUGAGCCCAGACAAACAGCGGACAGACAGACACACAAUCGAAAGAGAUUGAGCCAUGGGGAGAGCGCCUUGCUGCGAUAAGCAGGGGUUGAAGAAAGGGCCUUGGACGCCGGACGAGGAUCAGAAGCUGGUCGCUUACAUCCAGCGCCAUGGGCAUGGGAGCUGGCGGGCACUUCCAAAACAUGCGGGGCUUUUGCGUUGUGGGAAGAGCUGUCGCUUGAGGUGGACGAACUAUCUGAGGCCCGAUAUUAAGAGAGGGCGUUUCUCUCUCGACGAAGAACAGCUCAUCAUUCACCUGCACGCAAUUCUCGGCAAUCGAUGGUCUGCGAUUGCCGCUCACCUGGCCGGUCGCACGGACAACGAGAUCAAAAACUACUGGAACACGCACCUGAAGAAGCGACUGCUGCAUAUGGGCAUCGACCCUGUCACUCACAAAGCCACGCAGUCACCACCGCUCUUGUGCUCCAAGUUGAGUCAUCUGGCGCAGUGGGACAGUGCGCGCUUGGAGGCCGAAGCCCGGCUGGCGCGCCGCACCUCGCCGGACAGUUUUUUGCGCUCGUGGAAAGCGCAAGCCAGCGGGCCCUUGCGCAGCGAUCUGCCCUCGGUGCAGCUGCCAUCGUUCGUGCAGCACUGGGAGCCAUCGAUGCAGUCGCAACUGACCUCGAACGAGUUCAGCAGAAGCUCCACAGCCACGUCGUCUCCCACGGCCUCGUCGUUGGACUUCGAUUCAGCGGGCGCGGCGCUUCUGCUCAAUCACUUAUCGUCCAUGUCGGGGGCGAACACCACACAAAUAAAUCACAUGGAAACCUUGAUGUCGCCCACAUCCACUCUGCGUCCGUUCGACGGGCAAGACAGCUCUUACAGCUCGCCGGACAGCAUGGUAAACGGAGAAGCGCUGCUGCAAUGCGAGAGGCUCAUCCAAAACAGCAGCAGCACGGCGGUGACGUCGUUCCCGAGCCUCAUGUCGGAGAGCUCCAUGUUUCCGAGCAAUGGAGGGUUCGUGGACGAGGGCGUGAACCCGCCCACGUCCUUGUGGCAGCAACCGCUGGUGCAACUGGACUCGGCAAUUCCGUCGGUGAGCGACGGGCGCAGCUGCAGCGUUCUGAGCGAGGACGAGAGCAGCAGCAGCUACGGCUCGCUGCUGCCGCCGGAAAUGCUGCUGGAUCUGGUCGACAGUGCCAUGGCGUCGAACAAAUCUGAACCCUCGGUAGGCAGCUGGCCCGAUGUGGGCCAAAUGGCCAGCAAAGAUUACUGGAGUAAUAUGCUGAAGCUCGUAGGGCCGCCGUGCCAGGAGAUGCCCGUGGCCGUCAUGGAGCGCUGAACGCCCGGUCGGACUUCUGAGCUGGGCAUCGGCUACGACUCCAUGGGACGUUAAGAACCCAUUCGGCUUCACACAUACAGCGUAGAGUAGUAUUGGGGAGAUCGCGAAAGAGGUGCCCAGGCCAGAAGUUGUCGAGGAUGACGAUCACCAUCGUAGCUAGUUCGUUAAUGUUAGGAUCUGGUAGUUUCUAUUUGCUACUUAGGUCUCGCGCUGGCACGCGACCUACGAGUCAUACUUAGAAAACUCAUUUUCAGAUGUCAUAGUAGCUCGACCCGAUUUGUGGGCGCGCAGCGCAGUCUACAGUGCACAAUCCGCGCUAAGUCCGGAAUCCGCGAGCACUGCCUGCCGCUGCUCUUCUUUCAACUUUCGUCUGCGGCAGGCCUUAUUGUACAGCGCAAGGUCCAGUGCAGCUUCUUUCGAGCGCCCCCGUGCUGGCGGGGUCCCGACAUUCGCCGAAGGGAGUUUGCAGAGGGCCGGAGGACCGCGGAACACUGCGACGAGAAGAUCACUUUUUUGUACAGUGAUAUGCAGCAGCAGCAGCAGCAGCAGUCGUACCCACAAUUUUAACUUGCUGGACUUCUACUAGGGGAUGUUGUUUCGGGGUGGGCUGUUGCCUGACGAUGGCCGUGCAGUAUUGACAUCCGAUUGCUGAAUAAACGGGAGCGGACAUGGUCGGGGGAUCGCGCCCCGACCGACCUCUGGGCGGGUGGCAGGGCUUUGAGAUCCGCGUAGCGGCGUGAUCUCAAGCCACUCGGACCAGCAUGUUCGCUGCGAGUAUAGAGAUGGGUACAAAGUCACAUCGGGGAACUAGAGUUUUUGGGGAAAAGUGCUCGGCCGAAUCCUUGAUCAGGACGCCUCCGUUCGUCCUCCGCAGACUGCUGGCUUCCUCAACUUCGAACUUCGAAAGGCCAUGCGUUUCCAUCAUGCAGUCCCCUUAUCCCCUCAAAUCAUAUUUCGGAAGACUAGACUUCAAAUCAAGAAUCCACUAGUGUACGAGCUUUGUUGACAUUGCCAUCUAUAUCUAGAUUUGUCCACAGAUGGCGUAAGCUCAUCUGGCAUUAUCAUUAUUGUUAUACGAUUAAAGUGUUGUGAGCACUGCUCCAGAAAUUUAUCCGGA